CGCGUGGUUCUGCUCCAAGCCUGCUGGUCACGCCACGACUCUGCUUUAUAUACUUCUCUGUGCUCUCUUCUUUCGACCACGAGUGUGUGGGUUCGCUUCAAGCCAGCUGGAAAUCGGACACCGAGUAUACGCAUCAGACGAGGCCGCACCGAUCAAGCUCAGCUACCGGAAGAUUUACAUAAUUAGGUCAAAGGUGCGAGGAAUGCUUCGAGUGUGGAGGUGCGGUGCUAUCCUCGGCGGUCUGCUGCUGGUGUGCUCGCUCAAUAACCCACUGCUGGUCCGCGCCGAGGAGGACGAGUUCGACGCGGGGAAUUUCGAGAUAGGACUCGACCGAGGAAUCGAGCUCAGCGAGCUUGAAUACGAGGACCAGUGCAAGCCCGUGGCCGAUGCCGAGUGGAAGCUUCUGCACGACGCCAAGAAUCCCUCGACCCUAGAGCAAUGGGAGAAGGCCCUGAGGCAGUUCGCCAGCUUCAAGAAGCGGGAGAGGCAGAGGAUGAACGAUGAGUUCCAGGAGACGAGCGACGACGAGUCCUCGGCUCUGGUCUAUAAGUUCUCGGUCAUCAAAACUCCCGGGGACGCUCUGCUCGAGGAUGCCGACUACGAGAAGCUGGUCAAGUUCGUCGGGAAGAACAGGGUGCUCCGAGCUACCAGCAGGUACUCGAACGCCGGCAAAAACUUGACCCGAGAAGAAGUGGAAUACCUACUCUCGCACAAUGGCAAGCCGGAAGACAAGCUGAGAGCCUGGGCCACUUGGCAUCAGAGCUUCUCCUCUCAACUCGACGACUUUCCGAGUGUGCUUCAGCUCGUCCAAAAAGCCGCCGAGGCAAACGAUCAAAACGACGCCAAAAGCUACUGGGAACUGCUGACCGGCGAGAGCGACGCCUACUCGUACUUCCCGAUGCAGCUCGACAGGUUGACCGAACUGCGGCAGACGCUAGUCAAUUUCACGGGCUCACGCCUCGCCAAGAAGUACAAUCUCGAGUUGAGAAAGCUCGACGACAAGUACCUCGUCCCCGCGCACUUACUCGGUUCCCUGUCGGGCAGCGACUGGACGCACUUGGCUUUCGACGUCGCGCCCAAGCCUCAGGUCUUCGCCGACAUCCGGACGAAUCUCUGGGAGAAGAGAAUGAUGGGCAGGUCGCUGUACAAGGUCGCGAGUUCUCUGGGCAAGAGAUUCCUCGGUCAGUCCGUGUCGCCCUAUCAUCAAGCCGAGUCGGACUUCUGGGGCAACAGCAACUUCAGAGCCGAGUGUCCCGGCAGUCUAGUCAGCUUUUGCAAACUCGAGAAGAUCAGAGUGUCGACGUGCAACGAGCCCUCGAUCGCCAACUACCUGGCGGCCCACAAGAACGUCGCGAAAAUCCUGCUCCACCAGAUGUCCUCCAAGUUUCCGAUCCUGAACGACGUCAACCGCUACUCCGUGAUGGAGGAAGCCGUGGCCGAGCUGUUCUCCAUUCUGGCGGCCAGUCCAGCCUGGCUGAGGAACGUGGGCCUGAUGAACGCCUCCAUAGGCCACGAGGAGGCCAAACUGGCUUCGUUGACCAUCACGGCUCUGGACGUUCUGCCGAGACUGGCUUACUAUAGGACCGUCGACGAGUGGAGACUGCAGGCCAUCGAGAACAACGAGACGGACCCGAAGAAGCUGACGUCCGACUGGUGGAAACAUAGAUUGCAGAACGAAUUCACGUAUUCCGAAGACGGCGAGCCGCCGACGUUCUUGAGCGAUGACCACGUUGCAAGCAACAAGCCUUACCUGUCCAAAAUACUGGGAAUCGUGCUAGCUUUCCAAAUGUACGAGAACAUCAUGAAGAGUACGGACAUAAGGCACGAGUACUUUGACAAGAACUCCUCCAACAGCAACCUCGUAUAUAUGGUCCAAAACAACUCCGAGAACUGGAAGACUCUGAUCAAUACCUUCAUGAAAAUCGACAGCAUCUCCCCGCAGCACAUGUCGACUUUCUUCGAGGAGCUCGAAUUUUACUACCAAAACCAAGACUACGACGAAUCCAAGAACACGACGUACGACUACAACGCCAAGGAGAUCGAGCUCGAGCAGCUCGAGAAGAGGUACCGCAAGAUGGCCGCGACCACUACCACAAGCACGACCACGACAACCACGACCCCGAAAGCCACGACCACAACCACGACCACGACCUUCAGAUCCGUAGUGGUCAAGACCAAGAUUCCUAAAUCCCAGAUCAAGGACUCGCUCCUCAAGUCCGGCGAAUCCAUGAAGAAGCCCGUGGACAAGGAGCUGAGCUUCCAGGAAGACAACGAGGAGUCGCCCAAGGUCAACACGAGCAAAGCCGUCUGGGUCGUGGCGGCCGUCCUCGUGGCAACCGUCACCAUCUGCAUCAUCGCCAUCUUCGGCAGGCGGCGCUGCAACCGAACGCCAAAGAACCGCCGAUACGUCUAGAGGAUCCGAUCUUGUCUUCUCAAUGCCAAGAGAGAAUCCUCCGACGUGGCUCUGCGCUAGAGAGCCAGAAUCGUCCUUGGUCUUUCACGAGGUGCAAAUUAAAACUAUAAAGAGAAGGAACGCCAGAGUGGGUGUGUGUGUGCGUGAGAGAGAGAGAGAGAGAGAGAGAGAGAAAGAGUAAAGAUGAUUGUGAUGAAAAUUCGAGCGUUAACAUUCCAUGUAGCGUGAUAAGACGUUUCUCUCGCGGUUUAUCGAUGUAAUAAGACAUGAAAAUUGCAAUGCAAGACAGGGACACAGGCUGGUUCAAGACUUUGUCUGUCCGAUACAGGCGCGUAGAGAUGUCCCCGGAAGACUUUGCCGAAUGCAGGAUCCGCGAAUUAUCCUGCUGUUGACUGUCCUGGUAAUUAGAUUUGUAUAUCCAUUUGCAUAUUGGCAUCAUUAUCAUACGCGUAUUUUGCAUUUUCUCGAAUCAAACUCGAGUCGAUCGUUUUAUACGUAUAGACGCGAAAUCGCGACAAUGAACCCGUGCCAAAAUACUGCCAUUUUUGUAAACAAUAUAUACACCAACUCGUUUUAACCGGAAUAAAGUAACAAACAAUGCCGAUGUUGUAUAAACUUACUUUCUCGACUAUCGGCGAUGAUCGAACUUUCACUCGGAAAUUUCCUUUCAAUAUGGAUACUCUCGCGUUUUUCGAACAGACAAAUAUUAUUAUACAUAUAUAUUAGAUUAUAAAUAUACGUCUGGAAGGCGAAACCGGGGGGUUAUUUGACUCGCCGGUUAUAACUCGCGCCUCCUAAUACAUAUAUUCUAGCACUUUUUCGAUUUGAUCUAAGAAAUAAAAAGAGAAAAGCAGUUUUGCAAUCGACAGUAUUCUAUGCGUACUGUGAAGCGUUUACAAAAAGUCCUCAAGCUCAAGAUGCUCGACGCAUCGAUGCACAAAUAUACUUCUAGUGAGUAGCGAAAAAGAGGGAUGAGAUGUGCAAAGGAGUUUACUUUAUUGUAUGCAGUUUGCGUGAGCCGGUAUAAAAGGACGAUAGUAUAGGUAAACGAUGAGUGUACAUACGAAUGUGUAGCGGAUUGCUCAAUCCGAGCAAUGUUAUUAUUAUUAUAAUUACGAUUAUAAGUAUCCCUAGGACUUAAGGAUAGAUUUUAAGUCAUAGUAGUUUUCAUUUCCGUUUUCUUUAAUACUGCGUAAAUGAUUACGUUGUAAGUCUUGUAAUUGUAAAUGUCGGUGCGCGCGCGCACUUUGCCUACGCGACUGUACAACCGACAUAAAUCGUAUGCAAUAAGCGCGCGUGCGCCGCUAGGCCCCUGUGAGGAUUUAUAUUUUUUAUAAAAGUAUUUAUUUUGUACCUAAAUUUCGAACUUUCAACGAGAGCAAUAAAAUUCUACGAUGAGGUACAAAGAGUCACACGUGAGUUUUGUUUUUAUGUUCCUAGCGUAAAGCAUGCCGAUUUUUCGAGUGAUUCAAUAAUUUAUACGAGCCGUGAGUAUAUCGAAUUUUGGGCGAUGAAAUAUUUCUAUGACAUUUGUACAUGCGACUCAUGUAAGGAACACAUUUACAGUCUGCCGGAACUAAUAAAAUAUAUCUACAACUGUUAUUAUAAAUUA
Nasonia vitripennis (jewel wasp) is the source of this 4025-nucleotide messenger RNA. Its product is annotated as angiotensin-converting enzyme. Gene Ontology annotation, molecular function: metallopeptidase activity; peptidyl-dipeptidase activity. Gene Ontology annotation, biological process: proteolysis. Lineage: Eukaryota; Metazoa; Arthropoda; Insecta; Hymenoptera; Pteromalidae. Gene Ontology annotation, cellular component: plasma membrane. The transcript has 11 exons. The record is from RefSeq and is a predicted model, not a curated record. The coding region runs from base 203 to 2413 and encodes 736 amino acids.